GCUGUGAUCAACACCAUAAUUUGAUCCCCAAGAGCUGUGAUCUUCCUGCGCUAAGAAAGAUCAUAACUUUAUUGUUUGACACCACACUAGCACGAUAAUAUCUUGGCAUUCCAACUGACAAUGAAAACGUCUCUGGUUCUAGAAGCCGCGCCAUACAGCAACUGCCCGAUGAUCUCAAAAGCUGAUACUGUAUCCCUCUCGCCUCUGCCCACGCCAUUAAACUGAAGAUGAACCAUGAGUGCUACAACAGUCAGCUCAAGCCCUUUUAUCACCGAAAAACGUUGCGAUACACCAGUCCCUCUAGCGGAAAAUGCAAGCGCCUGAUUGUGCAGUCCGUGAAUCCCAACUUGAAUAGUGAUUGGAACGAGGACAAUGUUCGAUCGAACGCGCCACUAUCCACUCAGCUUGCUGGUUGGCUGUGCAGGGUGAUGUUGAACCCAUCCUACGAAACAUUUUUGUGGUUAUUCAUCUGGCCCAUUUAUUUCAUCGCAUUGCUGGUUCCAUCCAGAAGGCCUACGUUCAGCCAUUAUUACAAGCCGUAUUUGAUGCGGUUUGUUGGCCAACUGUGGGCUGCACGCUCACCAAGGGAAUACUCUCUACAGGCACGAGCAGCGGGUGAAGAUGAUGGACAUGCCCGACGUGUCACCCACGCCCUCUACCCCCGCUUCCUUGUUGUAUAUGACAACAACAGAAGAGAUUGGACAAGAGUCGAUGCUGAGGCAGCGGUGAGGCGAAAACCAUAUGUCGCUGUCACCUACUGCUACAGUGACGUGAUAAAUUCUGGAAGUACGGAGGCGCUCAUAGAGCAGGUGCGGAAUGCUACCUUGGAUCAAGGGUUUGACGCGUAUUGGCUAGAUCUCGAGUGCUUAUUUGAAGACCCCGCGCAGAAGGCCCAAGACCUUUAUCGCAUGUCGGACGUUUACCGACUUGCCUCUUUCACACUCAUCAUACUCACCAACGAGAGCGCCUGGCCCGCUUGGGGCGGCCGCGUUUGGACUCUGCCGGAAGCUCUCCUCAGUCGCGAGCUGCGAUACAAGGCGGGGAAUAAUGCAGUCACCCCCAUCAGUCUCAUCCAAAUCGCCUCUUUGGCUUACUCACACCACGAUGAAGAAUCCCAUAUUAUCAACUCUUAUGGCCUCGGGAAGGAUCCGCUCGAGAGGCUGGAGCGUAAUCUCCAACUCAAAGAAGCAAUAUGGCGCCGCCAAAGCUCUUCCUCUCAACUUACGAGUCAGGAGGGAAGUUCUCAGGGGAGAUAUCGCGCAGAAAAGGUUUACGCGCUCAUGGGAUUCUUCGAGCAUCGCAUUCUCCCAAAUGCCGAGGAGACAGAGCUGCAAGCACUUGCGCGCCUGUUUAUGGCGAACGACAACGACCGCAUUGCUGAUCGCAUGAUCUCGAUGUUUCCCAGAGAUCGAAGAGGAAUAAAUCAAUGGUACACCAAAGAAGAUGAAUAUGGAGCCAAGCUUUGGGACAUCGAGCCCACUGUACAGGUCAUCGGCAUUACAUCCAAUGGUUCCCUUGUGUUGGAUGGCUGCCGGGCGGCAGCAAUUAGGUGGAAAAAUUUUCCAUCCGUCGCAUACGCUACGAGGCGCACUAUCCGACGUCUUCUGGCACAUGCACUGCCAUAUGUGGCCUCGGCGGUCUUUGUGGCUGGCGCCGUGAUUUUAAUCUCAUCUAUCCAUGCAUUUCCUCUACCACCUCUAGCUGUAGUCGGCGGCAUCAUGGCUGCUUUCUCACUUAUUCUGCUGAUAUUUGCGCCAAUCUUCACAACUUAUGCGCACUCUGGACGAGUCGUCCUUGCUCGUCCAUGGCUAAUCGGAGUCAAAGGAGUCAUCUCUGCGCAGGAAGCCUCUGACUAUCUGUAUGGAUAUCAGAUUGGAGAUUCUCGUCGCACCUUUUACACUCCUUCAGGUUCACCUUUGGCGAGACCGAGUGACUCCAAGUUCCGUGAAGGCCACGUUUCGCAGUACGAUGCGGCCCUCGCAGCCCCGCCGUUUGACCCUAUUGAAGGUCACAUGUUCACCCUCGUCGACACCAUCUCAGGCACGGUCUACUAUUUCCGUGCCCAUAGACCUCCCACGGUCUGUCUUUUUACUGGAUCGGAGGGUGGACAAGGGAGGUUCAUCCUGGCUAGCGAGGAAUGCAGCAGUAGCGAGCUGCGACGUCAGACGGUGCUCCGCAUGCCGAGUUACAUCUCUGUUUACAUGCACACUUGUGAUUGGGUGGCUCUGGGUGGUAAGCCUUCAGGCCGGUAUAAGCAAUGACUUGCAUCAUUAUUGCUCUGCUUUUAUCAACACCCUCAUUUCUAUGGCGUGUUUUUCUUUUCGAAGUCCUGUCCUAUUUCCUUUGUGUUUUCAUUUUUUCACGAUAUACAAGUGAUCCAUUCACAUUUGGACGUUUUCUACCGUGAAU
Messenger RNA from Suillus subaureus, 2409 nucleotides. RefSeq lists its product as uncharacterized. The record is from RefSeq and is a predicted model, not a curated record. The transcript has 3 exons. NCBI's taxonomy places the organism in Eukaryota, Fungi, Basidiomycota, Agaricomycetes, Boletales, Suillaceae. The coding region runs from base 228 to 2261 and encodes 677 amino acids.